AUGGCGUCUUUCGGCCUCGGGGGGCUGAACGCCGCCUCCCGGAGGAAAAGCGUCCAGUCCCGCAACGCGGCCGUCGAGAGGCGGAAUCUCAUCACCGUCUGCAGGUUUUCUGUCAAGACACUGAUUGAUCGUUCAUGUUUUGAAACUAUUGAUGAUUCUUCCCCAGAAUUUAAUAAUUUUGCAGCUAUUUUGGAACAAAUUCUAAGUCAUCGCCUCAAAGGUCAGAUCUCCUGGUUUGGCUAUGAAAGCCCUCGUAGUUUUUGGGAUUAUAUUAAGGUUGCUUGCCGUAAAGUUUCACACAACUGCAUCUGCAGCAUUGAGAAUAUGGAAAAUGUCAGUUCUUCAAGAGCUAAGGGAAGAGCUUGGAUUAGAGUAGCAUUAAUGGAAAAACACUUGUCUGAAUAUAUUUCCACAGCUUUGAGAGACUUCAAAACAACCAGAAGAUUUUAUGAAGAUGGAGCAAUUGUAAUGGGAGAAGAAGCAAACAUGCUUGCUGGUAUGCUGCUGGGUCUCAAUGCUAUUGAUUUCAGCUUCUGUCUUAAGGGAGAAGGCCUGGAUGGUAAUUACCCAGCUGUGAUAGACUACACACCUUACCUGAAGUUCACGCAAAGUUCUGACAGCAUCAGUAGUGAUGAAGAAGAGCUGAGAACACUGGGCAGCACCGGCAGCGAAAGUAGCACUCCAGAAAAUAUUGGUCCUCCAUUUUUCAUGGAUGAAAACAGCUGGUACAAUAAAUGCAAAAGAGUUGAACAGAAAUAUCAUCUUACACUGGAGCAAAAGGGUUAUCUGGAAGAACUAGUACGCCUUAGAGAGGCUAAACUGGCGGAAUCCAUCACACAAAACAAGCUAUUACAUCAGAAAAUAGAAGCUAUGGAUGUAGCCUAUAAAAUGGAAAAAGAACAGCUUGAGUACAUCAUAGUGGAACUGCAGGAUCAGCUAACUGUGCUAAAGAAUAAUGAUUUAAGAUCAAGACAAGAAUUAACUACCCACCUCACCAAUCAGUGGCCUUCCCCAGGAGCUCUGGAUGUUAAUGCUGUUGCCUUGGAUACGCUACUUUAUCGAAAACAAAAUAAGCAAUGGGAUGAAAAGAGUUUUCACAGCCUGGACCAGCUGUCUGCAGAUGUUAGCCUUUCUCAGACAUCUCUGGAUCCCAGUCAUUCCCAAGAUGGAGAUGGAAAACAGGAUGGAUUAAAUUUACUUAGUGAAGUGAAAGAAGAUACUCCUUCAUUGCUUGGUCUCUGUGGCUCUCUAACUUCAGUAGCAAGUUACAAAUCCCUCACAAGUUUGAAAUCAAGUGAAUAUCUUGCAAGUCCCACAACAGAGAUGACAAGUCCUGGACUAACUCCUUCUUGA
Gekko japonicus is the source of this 1353-nucleotide messenger RNA. It is a transcript of the gene RUNDC3B, whose product is annotated as RUN domain containing 3B. The transcript is spliced from 11 exons. Bases 1 to 1353 code for a protein of 450 amino acids. Lineage: Eukaryota; Metazoa; Chordata; Lepidosauria; Squamata; Gekkonidae. The record is from RefSeq and is a predicted model, not a curated record.